UCGUUUCUUGAUAACUGCUUUAAACAACAACAACCUACCACAGCCUUAUUCCAGUAAUAAUAACAGUGAUGCAGAAAUCAACCCACAAAUGGCUUCAACAUAUAUUAUAAACAACAACACUACUGCAAUCAAUUUCAGUCUAUUAUAUUCACUUACUAAUAAUAAUUAUAAUAAUUACUUUCCCGCCAAGUUCCCUUAUCUCAAACACACUUCAAUUUACAAUAAUCAUAAUAAUUAUAUCUACAAAUCACAACAACAACCGCUUAUUAUAACAACAAUUAUACCACUUGCUACUACUAAUCAAUCAUCAGAAUCAGAAUCAUUACUGAGUGAUGAUAAUGAUAAUGAUGAUGGAAUAAUUGAAGUUGAAAUUGAGAAAAUAAGUAAAAACAGAAGGCGAAUAAAGUCAACGGUGAGGGUUGACGCAAGUUUGGAAAGGGUGUGGGGGAUAUUGACAGAUUAUGAGAGAUUAGCUGAAUUUAUACCUAGUCUUGUCGUUAGUCAGGUCCUUGAUAAGCAACCUAACUUUGCUCGCCUUCUUCAGAUUGGGCAGCAAAAUCUGGCAUUUGGAUUGAAGUUCAAUGCCAAAGGAGUUGUUGAUUGUUAUGAAAAAGAUUUCGAAAGUCUUCCUAAUGGUCAAAGGCGUGAUAUCGAGUUUAAGAUGAUUGAGGGUGAUUUUGAACUUUUUGAAGGAAAAUGGUCAAUUGAGCAGUACACUGAUACUACUCGUGAACAGAGAAGUCCAUUGGUUGGCCAACGGUAUUAUACAACUCUUUCAUACAUGGUUGAAGUGGAGCCGAAAAUGUGGUUGCCUGUUCAGCUUGUUGAAGGCCGGAUUUCCAAAGAAAUAAGAAUGAACCUUUUCUGCAUUCGAGAAGUAGCCCAGAAAAUAUGACACUAUUCCUUCUGGUUACUAGUUUUGUGUGUACAUUAAAUUCUUUUUAUGUGCCAUGGCUAUUUGUUUUUUAAGCUACGGGACUACUUUUGGAUGUGAUCCAAUGCAUACAUUAUACAAUUACCAAAGUUAUCAUACUGUUAAUGAAAAUUUUCAAUGCCUUUAGGCUUUUGAUA
Erigeron canadensis is the source of this 1071-nucleotide messenger RNA. RefSeq lists its product as uncharacterized. The record is from RefSeq and is a predicted model, not a curated record. Bases 89 to 895 code for a protein of 268 amino acids. The transcript has 3 exons. Lineage: Eukaryota; Viridiplantae; Streptophyta; Magnoliopsida; Asterales; Asteraceae.